Molecule: messenger RNA, 7285 nt
Organism: Mytilus californianus (California mussel)
Lineage: Eukaryota; Metazoa; Mollusca; Bivalvia; Mytilida; Mytilidae
Product: apolipophorins-like
Exons: 31
Coding region: 1-7272 (2423 amino acids)
Biological process (GO): lipid transport
Molecular function (GO): lipid carrier activity
Source: RefSeq, a predicted model, not a curated record
AUGCCAACUAAACUGCCUAAAUCACAGACUUCUACAUGCGCAAGACAAUGUACAGAAACGAAAAAAUUUGGAUACGAAACCGGAAAGACAUACGACUAUGAGUACACAUCAAAGGUGUCAACGACAAUACAAGGGGCUUCCGAAGAUAAAGCGGAAAUCGACAUGGCUGCAAAAGUUCACAUCGAGGUUCAAUCAAAAUGCGAUCUAGUGCUUAAGAUGGAUGUAACCGGAAGUUGUGAUGUAAAUUACUCUUUGGCUUCCAAUGGGUGGUACACAAUGACAAUUAAAAAGACAAAAGACACAUUAGGAUGUGUAGAUCGUCAUGGUUACAAAACGGCCAUGCAAGGAACACCAUAUAGGGUACCAUCAGAAAUCCAGUCAAUGCCAUUGGUUAAAAGCACACACGAAUGUCAGCAGGGAAUCAGUAAAACUGGUAUCCUUCAGAGCAGCAGUUGUGAGGAACAACAUGUUCUCCGACCAUUCUCCAGGGAAUCCAGUGGAGCUGUUACAGAAACAAAACAGACUUUGAAAUAUAUUUCGGAGAGUCAAAGCAGAUCUACAAAAGUGUCUACUGAAAAGAGAACAACAUUGGCAUUUGAGCAUGCUUUUGACAACACCAAUUCUGAAAACGCACAGAAGGAGGUUCUGAACAAACUGACAGAAUUUUGCGAAUUAUCUAAAGAUGCCGUGAAAGUAUCCACAGCCAAACAGUUUACUGAGCUUGUCCGACUUAUGAAAACUUUGGAUAGCGAUAGCAUGGAUAGUGUCCACACGAAAGUACAUUCGGGAAAAGUCUGUUCAAAGAAUCCUAAAGUCAAGUAUGUUGAAAAGCUGAAAUUCUUCCUUGACGCCAUUCCAGUGGUCGGAACUAAAGCUUCUUUGAGAAUGAUGGCAAAUUUGAUAAAUACCGAUGAAGUCACCGGAGCUGAAGCUGACAUGUGGAUGACAAGUCUAUCUUUUAUUCAACAUCCAACAAAAGACAUGCUAUUGGAACUGAAGCCUUUAUUGACUAAUACAAAGAACGGACAAGCCAUGCUUGCAGUUUCAUCACUGGUAUACACCUACUGUAAAACAUCUUCCUGUGCUAACGACAUUGAUUUGGUCAACCUUGUUGCCAGCUUAGAAGACAAGAUUGGUGUUGGAUGCUAUGCAGACAAGAACAAUGUUAACAACAUUAUCCGUGCCUUGCGUGCCUUUGGUAAUGCUGGUUUCUCUAGCAGUAUCACAAUGGUAAACAGCUGUUUGACAAGAAAAGAAAACCCGACAGAGGUUCGCCUUGCGGCAGCUCAAGCCUUCCGCCGAAUGACAUGUGAUGUAAACAGAAACGAGUUAAUGACAAUUUACUCAAAUCGUAAUGAGGAUUCCGAAAUAAGAAUUGCUGCUUACCUAGGAUUGAUGACAUGUCCCUCAAAAUCUAUCCUCAACAGAAUCCAGACAACGCUGGAAUCAGAAGAAGUAAAUCAAGUCGGCUCCUUUGUCUGGACUCACCUUACAAAUCUAAUGGAAACAUCAAGUCCACUGAAACAAAGCAUAAAAUCAAUUUUAUCCAAUGACAUGCUUAAGAAAGAAUUCAACUUAGAAAAAAUGAAGUAUUCCAGAAACUAUGAAGCUUCAUUUUUCCUAGAAAAGAUUAACACAGGUGCAGCAAUUGACAGCAAUCUCAUUUGGUCUUCUAAGUCUUUCCUUCCAAGAUCAGCCAUGACUAACCUCACCAUCGAUCUUUUCGGUCACUCUGUCAACCUGUUUGAGCUUGGUGGAAGAGUAGAAGGACUAGAGUAUUUCCUUGAAUCCUACUUUGGACCUGAAGGAUAUUUUGGCAAGUCAAAGGAUGUUGUCAAACAAUCCGUGAAAGGAAUUAGCAACAAAGCAAUGGAUAAACUAAAUGAGGAGUUUGGAUCAACCAUGGAAGAGUUCAAAGGUAGCAUGUAUUUGAGAAUAUUUGGCAAUGAAUUACAGUACAUCAACACCGACGAUAUUAAAAGUCUGAUUGAAGGACAAAACUUCAACAUUCUGGAUUUUAUCAUCAAUCUGGCUAAAGAGCAAGAUUAUUCUUUCACGCAAAGCUUCAUGUUUCUGGAUACCAGUAUUGUUAUUCCAACUAUGUCUGGUUUCCCGCUUAACAUCAGUUUAGACGGAAGUGCCACAAUUGACGUUCAAGCGUCCGGUAAAAUGGACCUUAGACAAAUUAAGUCAAAUCCUAUGACAGUUUCCAUCGAUGGAAAAAUUCGACCAAGUGCUGCUUUGGAGGUGACAAGUCUAAUGACUGUUGAUGCCUUUGUAACUAAAGCUGGAAUGAAAAUGGUAUCUUCAGUGAACUCUGCCUCUGCUGUUGAAGGUCAUCUUGAACUUAAAGGUGGACAACUCUUUAGUGCCGAAUGGAAAACACCAGAUUCUAAGACAGAAGUAUUUGAAGCGAAAACUUCAUUCUUUACCGUUCAUCGUGAUGAGACCCGUGAACAAAAGAUGAUAACACAAAACAGACAAAGAAAGAAACUAUGCACUGGCGAUAAACUUUCACACGUGACUGGACUUGAACUCUGUGGUGAAAUUUCCUAUCCUAAUGCUUCUUUAAAGGCUGAUUCUCCAUAUUUCCCUUUAACUGGACCAUUGACAGCAGAUGUUACACUGUACAAGAGAGACAGUCAUACUAGUUACAAAAUGGAGUAUAAAUUCGGAAAGACAAAAUCUGUAGUGACUGCCAAUAUAGGAUUAAACACACCAGGGUCAAAGGUCGAUAGAGAAAUGAGACUUGGUUUUAAUUUGAAUAUGAAGAAGCAUGAUAUUGAAAUGCUGAUGCUGUCACCAUGGAAAAAGGCCACUUUCAACGGAGAUGUCAAUACACAACAAAGACAAGUAAAUGGUAAAUUACUUAUUGACCAAUCAGAGUACUCAGUCAAUGCAGCUUUAGCUAGUAAGAAGAAAUCUUCUACAAUGGAAACAGACUUGAAGAUAAAAGGAAGUCAUAUCCAUAACAAAAAGGCACUGGAUACCAGCGUUUCAAUGUCCGUUGGAAAGAAACAUACCUUCAGCACAUCAGUCUUUUUGAAAGAUAAAACAAAGAAAUUGACAUCCGUUUCUGGUGGACUUUCCCUCUCAUGGAAUGAGAAAACCCUCUCCAUGUCAAAUGUCUUUAUCCAGCAAAACAAGCAAAAAUUUACCAACGACUUCGCUUCCACUAUUGGUAAACAAAGAACAACGAUAAAAUCCACCAUUAAGAGCAUGUCAAAUAUUGAAUACGAAAUAUCCAAUGAUAUAACACUUCCAGGAAGAAAACCAUUUACCAUUGCCGGUCAGAUAAACGGGAGCCCUCGUGAUUUCAGACUUGGAGCACAGAUAGGAAAAUCAUAUGUAAUGGCAUUUACUUCCCAAUACAAACCGAAGGUUAUGGUCAAGAUGUCUGGGAAUGUGAAGGUUAACAGCAGACGUGUAACAGCUGACAUUGAAGCGAUGAAAAACCAUCCUCAGUAUUCAGGAAAAUUUGAUGUUAAGUGGGAUGCUGAUAAAGAUGAAUCCAAAAGACUUAAACUUGUAGGGGAUUUGACAUACAAAAACUCCAUGGAUAUUAAUGCAAGACUAGAAUUUGUCAACCCAAUCACUAGUGUCUUGUCAAGUUAUAAUCACAUUGUUGAUAAAAAUACCAUGGGCCAUUUUGAUGUCUUAGUGGCAGGGAAAGAAAAAGUAGCAUUAGAUCUAAAUCUAAACAACAAAGAUAAUGGUAAAGCUGGAACCCUUAGAAUGCAGACACCGACAUCUGGCUUAGUACAACUGAAUUUUGAUAUGAUGUCAACUACCAAACAAUACCAGAACACAAUUGAUAUCACUUGGCAGAAAUCAAACAAAAUUGGAGUAUUAGUAAAUUUGGACAAACCAUUCAAUGCAAAUAAAUUUCACGGAAUAGUUACAGUAAAAACACCCUUUGAUGGCUUCAGAAUGUCCUCAGUAGAAGUAGAUCAUGAUUACACCGGAAAGCUAAAAAUAAUAGAAGCUAAAGGAGACUUAAGAUCUUUCUCUCUUUUAAGCAGCAUUGAAGCCAAACCAAUCACGAAGAAGUUCUUGGUAUCCAGUGCCGUAAAUACAUAUGGUGGAUUCGAUGGAUAUAAGAAAGUCAUUGCCAAUGUUAAGCACGAAGGAACAUGGAAGAGCUUCAAGUGUGAUGCCAAUGUUAAAAAAGGAAAAGACGUCAUCAAGGCUAACAUGAAAACAUCAGUAGGGUCUAAAUUUAACUGGGAAGCAAGUGUAGAAACACCAGUUGCCGGUUGGAAGAAACUGAAUGCUGCUGUAUCACACGAAGGAUCAUUUUCUAAUUUUAAAUCCCAUGCAGAGAUAGCUCGUGAUUUUGAUACUUUGUUCAGCCAAAGAGGACAAACAUUCGGAACUGUCUCCAUCAAAGUAUUGAAGAUAUCUAGUGGAAAGCAUAUCAAGACAUCAAUGUCAAUUUCUACACCUUUCGAAGCCCUUAAAACUAUAACUGUCAAUAUGGGACAUAAAUAUUCUACUGGUAACUACAUGCAAUCGGUAUUCUUGGAAUACAACGGGAAACCUCUGCUAGAUAUUGACACAUCUUAUUCAAAUAUUGAGCAUCACACAGUAACCAUAGUAACAAGACACCCUAGACCUAUGAACUUCAGAAUUGGAGGUAACAUGGAAGCCGAGAAGAUGAACAGUGAUAUCAGCUUAAACUGGAAUACAGACAAAACAGACAGCAAUAUGAACAUGGAAGCCUUUUAUAGUCAUAGCAAUAAUAAGUGUAACUUAGCACUUAGAUUUGUACAUCCGUCAAAAACCAUUGGAUUUAGAGGAGAAUUAAAACGUUCAACAAGUCAUAACUUAAUUUCGCUUGAUGUAAACGUAGAUGAUGCCAAUGUAUUUGGAUAUACCUAUGACUGUAAACACGGCAAUGAUGACAGAGAUACUAGUAUGAAAUUCCGUUUCCCAAACAGAUCUUUCAUGUUAACAAACGAAAUUCAAAACCGUCUUGGAUCUAAAAUGGUAACUGGUGCCUUCUAUUGGGAUGCUGAUGGUGACCAGACAAAAAAAGUAUCUGUUAAAGGGGAUAUAACUCCUAGUGAAAAUGGUGUAGAUGCCAAUGUUGUUCUCGAAAUGCCAAGUAUUGGACAGGAUGUAAAGCUUGAUUCCAAGGUGAAAUUCAACAAGGGAUCUGUUCUGUUUGAUGGUAAAACUGAAUUCCAGUAUUCCAAAGAUUCAAGGAAGACACUUAUUCUUUCCUCACGACUGGAAGAUCUUUCAUCCGGUACUGACACUAACUACAGCUUUAACCUAGGAAUCAAACAUCCGUAUACUACUGUUGACGUUGAAGUAACUUCACUCCUAGAAUCAUCAGUUUACAAAAAGAUGGCUUCUGUCGAUGUUAAAUACCAAACAGCAAACAAAAUGGCAAAGAACUUUGGAAUAAUGGGAGAAAUCGAUAGCUUAAAGAAAAGCAUCAAGAUGGAUCUGACCACGCCUAUUAAAUCAAUCAAUAUCCAAGGCAGUGUACAAACUACGGCUCCAUACAAAGUGUCAAUAAAGAACUUGUAUGAAAAUGUCAAACCAGUCAGUGCAGAUAUUGUCUUUGACCCAUCCGAUGUCAGUAUUGAUGUCAACAUGAACUAUGAUAUUGACAAUCCACAAAACAUCCUUCAUGUGAAUGCUAAAAUGUCAGAUGAAAGUGGACUCACUGCCGAAGUUUUCAGAGAUGUGGACAGUAAGAGAGUUUCCGAUACAUUGAUCAACCUGAAACUGAAGACUUCCAAAAUACUCCAUACACGUGUACACUGGAACCCUGAUCUUUUGAAAACCGUCAAGUCUGUUGGAUUGAACAAGAUUCAUAAGUAUGGCAAUGGCAUCAACAAAGCACUGCAAACAUCAUGGGUUGCUGUAGAAGAGGAGGUUCAAGCCAAACACAGAUUGAUCAUAUCUGCUAUUAAAGAAGACAUGAAACCAUACAUCAAUUUUAUGUCAGCUAGAGUUACCGAACUUCAAAAAAUGAGACGCAAUAAUGAUUUCUACUUAAAUGAUAUCGUAGGAAAUUUCCAAACAACACAAAAUGUUAUCAGGCAUCAGAUGAAAUCCCUUCAAAAUGAAAUCAACAGUUUAACAAGAGAUAUGGACUGGACACUUUAUAAUUUGUAUCUUGCUGAAAUUACUGAAUUGAUAAAGGUGAUGGAAGACAUGUCAUUACAGUACUACACUGAAGUUUUAGAUUCCAUACAAUCACAGACAACACAGCUGUCAAACACCAUUGAAGGUGUAUAUACCAAAUAUGGAAAACAUGUAACAGAUUCGGUUGCAUCUAUCUCAAGUAACAAAAUUUUGGAAACAGUUCGUUCAAGAUUACCAACAAUUCCACUGAAACAAAUGGCCGACAGAUACAAUACAGUCAUCUACAAUGCAAGAGAAUCUAUCAAUACUGGGUUAAUAAAAACACUUCCAACCCCAGUAUAUCAUAUGGCUUCAUCGGCAUAUAAGUACUGGGAAAUUGAAGAAAACAUCAGAUCUGUUUUUAUCAAAUUCGUCAAUUUUAUUAAAAAAGACAUUGGAGACGAAUUCAGUAAUAUCAAAGACUUAAUUACUGAUGUUAAGAAAACAAAAGUCACAGUAUAUGACCCAAAGAAAGGUCACUUUGAAAUGGACAUUUAUCUUCCUCUGGAAAUGAAAUCUUUAACAGAAGUAAAACGGAUAACCAAUCAAAUUGAGAAUCUCAGAUCUUACAUUCCACAAUCUAACCCACUUUCAUCCUGGAACAAUAUAUGGUCUCAUGCAGUUAUUCCAUCGUUUGGUGCCCAUGCUCACAUCAAGGGAGAUCAUUUCAUUACCUUUGAUGGACAAGAAUUUGAUUUCAAUGGAAGAUGCAGUUAUGUCCUGGCACGUGACUUUGGCAAAGACAAGUUCAGCAUCAUUCUUAAUUACAUGGGAAGACAGAGCAAAAAAUUGGUUGUCAUGACCUCCACACAAAAUGUUCAAGUGGCUUCAAAUGGAAAGGUCCGUGUUGAUGGAGUAGAGAGUAAACUUCCAUAUGCUUCAGACGAGAUAAAAAUUUCACAAGUAGGAGACAACAUUUACGUCGAUGGAACUGGUUUUGGUGUGGUCAACAACAUAAAAUCAUCGUCAUAUGACAUUGAACUGAGCCAUUGGUUCCAUGGUAGAACAGGUGGCAUGCUUGGUGUCCAUGACAACGAGAGAUUUGACGACAUGAUGAUGUCUAACAAACAGAUCACAUCUGAUGCAUACGCACUUGCCAACUCUUGGCAAGUCCAAAAUAAAUGCCGUUAAAUAUAGAACUUUU